AUGUUUAUAAGAAGUCCCAAGUCUCUACGACAUCGUACGUCCAGCAGAAGGCUCAACGCACUUCAUACGAUCCGAGAUGAAGGGCUUGCGAGGACGCAAGAACGAGUCUACCUGCACGACACGCUUCGUGCGCUCGAAACCCCGCUCGGGAAGUCUUGGGGGCCUCCACAGGGGGCCCUCUUCCUCCUCCUCCUUCUCUUUCCUGGACGUCUGCAGGAGACACCAGAUCUUCCUGGACGUCUGCUGGAGGAACCAGAUCUUCCUGGACGUCUGCAGGAGACACCAGAUCUUCCUGGACGUCUGCUGGAGGAACCAGAUCUUCCUGGACGUCUGCAGGAGACACCAGAUCUUCCUGGACGUCUGCUGGAGGAACCAGAUCUUCCUGGACGUCUGCAGGAGACACCAGAUCUUCCUGGACGUCUGUUGGAGGAACCAGAUCUUCUUGGACGUCUGCAGGAGACACCAGAUCUUCCUGGACGUCUGCUGGAGGAACCAGAUCUUCCUGGACGUCUGCAGGAGACACCAGAUCUUCCUGGACGUCUGCAGGAGGCACCGGAUCUUCCUGGACGUCUGCAGGAGACACCAGAUCUUCCUGGACGUCUGCAGGAGGCACCGGAUCUUCCUGGACGUCUGCUGGAGGCACCAGAUCUUCCUGGACUUCACCAGGCGUCAGACCUUCUCUCGUGUGGUGAAGUGCUUGGCCGAGCAGUCAGUGAUCACCGCUGA
Messenger RNA from Procambarus clarkii (red swamp crayfish), 726 nucleotides. NCBI's taxonomy places the organism in Eukaryota, Metazoa, Arthropoda, Malacostraca, Decapoda, Cambaridae. The record is from RefSeq and is a predicted model, not a curated record.